This is a messenger RNA of Vicia faba (fava bean), 459 nucleotides long. NCBI's taxonomy places the organism in Eukaryota, Viridiplantae, Streptophyta, Magnoliopsida, Fabales, Fabaceae. The record is from the annotation of a GenBank genome assembly.
AUGGAAGCUCGGGCUCUUAUUCCCCGCAAAAAGUCGAAGAAUAUGAAAAUUGAACAAACUGAAGAUAUUGAAGAAGAAUCUAGCUCAACACUCGGCCAAUCAAAAAGGACAAAACAAGAAAUUAUAAUUCCUGCUACUCCUCCAACAACAAACAUCAUCUCAAAUGUUGACGAGGUCCUGAAAUCCAACCAUCCUCCAACAAAAUCACCACCACCACAACCAGCAAUUGAAGAUCUAAUUGGGAAGCCAGUUGGCAAGCAAUUAGAAAAGUGGUCAAAAGUCAAGGAUCUGUUGGUUACCUUAUCACGUGAAGGUUCCUACGUUCUAGAAUCACAGAAUGAUAAAUUAGUAGAAGCCGUCAGAACAAAGGAGUACGAUGAGUGUUUCCGUGGUGUUGGAGAUGGCAUUGGCCUGAGAGUGUAUUUUGGUACAUCCAGAAAAACCACUAGACAUGCGUAA